Tachysurus vachellii is the source of this 2148-nucleotide messenger RNA. RefSeq names its product histidine-rich glycoprotein-like. The transcript has 2 exons. The record is from RefSeq and is a predicted model, not a curated record. Bases 251 to 1378 code for a protein of 375 amino acids. NCBI's taxonomy places the organism in Eukaryota, Metazoa, Chordata, Actinopteri, Siluriformes, Bagridae.
UCACACACACACACACUCACACACACACACACACUCACACACACACACUCACACACACACUCACACACACACUCACACUCACACACACACUCACACACACACACACUCUCACACACAUUCACACACUCAAGCACUCACAUACACAUGCACUCACACACACUCACACACUCACACACACACUCACACACACACUCACACUCACACUCACACACUCUCACACACAUUCACACACUCAAGCACUCACAUACACAUGCACUCACACACACUCACACGCACUCACACACACAUACAUACAUACUCAUGCACUCACACUUACACACUCACACACACACAUUCACACACUCAAGCACUCACAUACUCAUGCUCUCGCACACACAUAUUCACACACUCAAACACGCACUCACUCACACACCCACACACACACUCACACACACACUCACACACUCACACACACACUCACACACACUCACACACACACACUCUCACACACUCAAGCACUCACAUACUCAUGCACUCACAUACUCAUGCACUCUCACACACUCACACACACUCAAGCACUUACAUACACAUGCACUCACACACACUCACACGCACUCACACACAUACAUACAUACUCAUGCACUCACACUUACACACUCACACACACACACACACACACACACAUAGAUACUCAUGCACUCACACUUACACACUCACACACACACACACUCACACACACACAUCACACAUUCACACACUCAAGCACUCACAUACUCAUGCACUCACACACACACAUAUUCACACACUCAAACACGCACUCACUCACACACACACGCACUCACAUACACAUACAUACAUACUCAUGCACUCACACUUACACACUCACACACACACACACACACACACACACUCACACAUACAUACAUACUCAUGCACUCACACUUACACACUCACACACACACACACACACAUCACACAUUCACACACUCAAGCACUCACAUACUCAUGCACUCACACACACACACACAUUCACACACUCAAACACACACUCACUCACACACCCACGCACUCACACACACACAUUCACACACUCACACACGCAUUCACUCACACACACACGCACUCACAUACACAUACAUACAUACUCAUGCACUCACACUUACACACACACAUCACACACAGACAUUCUCGUGCACUUAAACCCACACACAUCCGUACAUAUUCAUGCGCACACACACACACUCACACACACACCUUCCCCUUCCAGUCAUACAGAGUUAUAUGUAACUCCACCCCAUAUAGAGCCCAGACUCUAGUUAACUCAAGGUCAGCGUCACCUUCUCAAAGCAUAACUGAUAACACCAGCAGUCACAUGCUACGUAUUUCUGACUGUAUGUGAAAUGUAAUAAUAAUUUUAUACCUACUUUUGUGUAAAGCUGCUUUGUGACCAUGUCCACAUUGUACACUAAUAAAACAGAAGUGAAGCUGGUAAAGACGAGGCUUGUUCUCUGUCUGCAUGGACCCUCGGUGUGAGACGCUCACGUCACCUCAGCUCUGUCUCUCUGUUCUGUUACUGACUGAAGCCUACAAUUUACACCUUAUACAUAAUCCAUCAGCUGCCCUUGAGUGAAACUGAGCUAAAACAGGUUCUACUGCGGGUUCUACUGCGGGUUCUACUGCGGGUUCUACUGCGGGUUCCACUCACAGAUCACUGCCUUCUGAUCCGCUGCAAUCACAAUCACAGAUUUGGUUCAAAUGAGGUGCAAAUUUAACAACAAAAAAACUGCACGUUGGGUUUUUUUUUUUGCUUUAUAUACACACAUUCAUACUGUUGUCCAACACACACACACACACACACACAGUGUACCAACUCCCUGAGACAAUACUGCACACUUCAUUCAGUCCACACAUGAGGUAAAGAACCUUCUGUGUACUUCCUGUUUCCUGUAAACAGGUUUCAUCAACACAACAAGCGCAGUGUUCAACUGACAACUAACAACGUCUCAAUUUUAUUACAAUGCUAAUGUAGCAGACGACGCAGAGCUAAUUCUGCCUCCUUUACUGCAGUCUGGAAGAAACGGGAGAGAGAGAGAGAGAGAGAGAGAGAGAGAGAGAAAGAGGGAGAGAGAGAGAGAGAGAGAAAGAGGGAGAGAGAGAGAGAGAGAGACA